AGGGAGAGGGAGAGAUAGAGGUAGAGAGAGAGAGUUUCACUUGCCUCGCCUUAGAAAGAGCACUUCGUCUUUACGUCUUUUCAUCGCAAGCAUAAAACAAACAAAGGAAACGAAUAAAAAAUGGGAGUGGAAGGUUGCACCAAAUGUAUCAAAUACCUGCUUUUCAUCUUUAAUUUCAUUUUCUGGCUGGCUGGAGGAGUGAUCCUCGGAGUGUCCCUGUGGCUCCGACAUGACCCCCAGACAAGUGAGCUGAUGGGAUUACAGCUGGAUGACAAGCCGGCUCCCAGCACCUUCUAUAUUGGUGCGUAUAUUCUGAUCACUGUGGGUGCUGUCAUGAUGUUCGUCGGGUUCCUUGGUUGCUAUGGCGCCAUCCAGGAGUCGCAGUGCCUGCUGGGAACGUUCUUUGCCUGCCUGGUGAUCUUGUUUGCCUGUGAGGUGGCUGCUGGAAUCUGGGGCUUCAUCAAUAAGGAUCAGGUCACUCAGGAAAUGAAGGCAUUCUACGACAGCGCUUACACCUCGGCCACUUUGCCUCCAUUGCUUGGAGACCCCCUUUCAGGGAAAAAGGAGAAAGCAGAGGGUGUUCUGAAGGUCUUCCAUGAAACGUUGCAAUGCUGUGGUACAAAUAAAGUGACGCAAACAAUCUUGCUGUCAAAAGGACUGUGUCCCAAAUCGGACACAUUUCUGAACCAGCUCACACAGAUCAGCUGUCACGGACGUAUUGAUGAACUCUUCACCACAAAGCUCUACCUAAUCGGGAUCGCUGCAUUGGUUGUGGCAGUUAUCAUGAUCUUCGAGAUGAUUUUCAGCAUGAUCCUGUGCUGUGGAAUCCGCAACAGCUCUGUCUACUAAACCUGAAGAAGACGACGGGUGUCCUUCCUUUACAUGCCAUAGAACAACCUAAGAAAAGUGUUUGCUUUCUUUUAUUUUGGAACAGUUUGCCGCUUGCUCUUAGUUUUCAAUCUUACUAAUUCAACAAGUAAAAAUCCCAAUUGUAAAGCUUUGUUAAUUUGUAGCCUUUCUCGUGUUACCAGCUGGGUAUUGCUCAAUGCAGGAGUCCAAGAAACCCACAGUAUGACCUCUUUAUUAUAUUUCUUUAUAGUUUUUCUUUUUUUUUUUUAAUCUGUAUGUUUAGGGUUUUAAAAGAAGUUUGAUUUGGGGGUUUAAAAUGCAUCACAAGGUUAGGUAAUCCACACUGAACCCAUGCUGUUUAUCAUGGUACAUUAAUCCCAUUUCUAAACCCUCAUUAGAAGUAUCUGUUUGCAGAACGUGCUGCCUGGUCAGCGGGGGACUUGGUGAAGUAUCCCCACAUCCAUUAGGAAUGAGGAAACUGAAUCUCGCUGAAGUUGGUCCAGGCUGAGCUGAUGCAAUGCUGCCCUGCUUCUUGGUUCUGGUCCCUGAUUCUUGCCUCGUGCAUUCAGUUGUUCUGUGUUAAAUGUAAUCUAUAGAGCCACUGUAGCUUUGUUGAGCUUAUAGAAGCAGCAAUGCAGCCUCUGUGAUGGAAGUCCUUAAAGAAAUUGAGCGCAUGCGGGAUUCAAGCAAGCAGCAUGUGUGUGUGAAGGAGAUGGGGAUAUACAGUCAGGCAAGCUUGUAGGGUCACCUGGGGUUUCUGAGGAUCUUGCGCCAGCAAAAUGUAUGCUGGAAAGAAACCUGCCAUCAGUAUCAAAACGUGCAAGCCUUUGCAAUAGAUAUUGUACACUAUCAAAAACAGACACCAGCAGUGUUGUUUUGAACCCCUAGGCAGUGCUAUAGUAUUAGGUCACUUUUAUACAGAAGCGCACCCUUGUGGAUUGGGAUGGCAUUGCAGCCUUUGUUGCGUGUGUGUAGCUGAUAUACAGGAAAAAAAAAAAAAAAAAAAAUGUACCUAAAUCAGUUUGUUGUGUGGUUGUUAAAUUCAUCGAUGGCAAGCCUGGCUCAUUAACACAUAGAAUCUAUGCAUAUUCAAGACUGUAACGUAUACAGCUAUCUAAAAUUGUAAUGUAAAAAAUGUAAGCUGGGUUUUUUUUGUUUUUUUUUAGUAUUUUUUCUGGUACUGUGUUAUUAAAAAAAUUAAAAAGAGCAUGGAUUUUAGUCCGGCUGGGUUGGUUUUGAAUAAACUCCCUUUAUUCUCCUUGUGACUAGACUGUGGGUGUAUCAGUGCUUGAACCUCCAUCUGCACUGCGGCCCUGAACUCUAACCACUGAGCUAAUCGCGCUCUGCACUGCAUGAAACCACUGGCUUCCCGUUCCAGCUUGAUUAUCGGAGGAUGUCCAAGGCGGCGCUUUGCCACUACCUAAUCCCUAUUCUAGCGAAAGCAUCCCAUUUCUACCAUAGCCCUCUCUAGUGAACGGUCACCGGCCUCUUGCAGGUGUCAGUUUUACCUUGUCCUAAUUCUUUGUGCUAUUUCCAUUCUCACAUAGAGAUCCAGCAUGUGCUUUAAAACACAAAUGUAAAAAAACACCCCCCCAAAAAACCCAGAGAUCUUCAGAACAAACCCAAUCUGCCAUCUAAAAAACCAAGCUCCUUGAUUUUUUGUUUGUUGUUUUUUGUUUAUUUUCCAUAUAUUUAGGAUUAAAUGUAUUUUACAAAUAAUGCAUGCCAGUGAUUGCUAUUUCUUCAGUUGUCUUCUGUGUACUGUGCGUAUAAUGCAUUGCAUUAAGAAUGCAGGGGUUCUUGAAAAGGUUAACACGUUUUAAUUGACCUCCCUGCUCAAAACGUUAAAUAUCUAGGAGAUAUACCUCCAAAAUACAUUGGAGAUGAUGAGUGCCGAAUUCAAGCUGUUUUUGCAGCUUGUCCUACUGCCUUUCUGAUAGGUCUAACACGCGUUUAAAUCUUUCGAAAAUAGAAAACUUAUAGAGGUAAAACACCUGUUCAUUUUAUAACACUAGAACCAAACACUUCUUAAGUAAUAUUUGUCCAGUUAUUUUAAUGUGUUUUGUUUUUUUUUUUCAUUUUGAAACAUUAACGUUUUUGGUUUUCUUUCCAAAAAGAAAGGAGCAGGAAACACAUUGAAAAUAUGGCUCCAAGCUAAAACCGCCCUGAACAGAACAGUGUCCUAAAAAUGUCCUAAAGAGGAUGGACUGGUCAAAACCUUGAUUUACACACAGAGGUGAACACAAAUAACUCGAUAAAGCAAGCCAAAUUCAAAACCCAUCUGGUUACACAUGCUCCUGUGAAUUUCUUGAGCGCUGUCUUUGUUGCAAACACCCCGUGCUAGAGGUGAAUAGUUAGUGUAGAAAAUGAAUACAUUUCAAAACAACUGGACUACAUGGAAAAAUGAAAAACAAAAAAAAUAUAUAUUCCAUAUAUGUUUGAUAUAUUUAAAAUAUAAGUAUGUAUUGUAAAGCUAUAUAUUUUAAAUGUGUAGUGUAAUUUCUAAAUAUAUCAUUUGUUGAUUUUUUACUUCAUAUGAAAUUAUCAUUUUAAACAUUUUAGUUCAUAUGAAAAUCAUUGUUAAAGGAACUUAAAAUACACUUCCCAGAGAGGUGACCUCCUUGGCUGCAGAUAUUUUUGCAAGCGAGUUGAGACCCAGUAUUGUGAGAGUAUUUGGUCUCUGUACUGCGGUAGAUAAGGAGAGAGCUGAUCUGGUACCGCCACCAACCACAGAAUGUGUUAUAGGGUUACACCCUGUGUGCCCCGACCUCAUUUCCAUUGUGAAGGCGAAUGCAAAAAUCGGAUGAAAAGAGCAAAACCUAGCCAGGCCUGUCUCAUGUGAUCAGAGACAGAACUAAUGCUUUUAUUUGCAUGAAUGGGAUUCUUAUUAACUAGAAGCCAGACAAUAAUGAUUGCUUUAAGGGGCACACCCACUUCAAACAAUGCAGAGAUGCCAAACCCCCACAGCAGAAACAAGCUUGGUGCUCCUCCUGCUGCGGCUGUGCAGGGAACGUGUGCCAGUGCAAAGCCACUGAUCACAGGUGAAGAGCCUUUCUUCUUCUCCAACCUGGCUCCCUGCUAAUUUUUUGAUCCAUUACAUUUACUACAAAAUAACUGUAAGUUCCUUUUAAAAGCUAGGGAGGAGUCACCCUUUACAUGAAGUUAUAACCAGUAAUCUAACUAGAGUGACCAUUGGGAAAUUCAGAUUACAGCGGAGUAUAGGGCUGAGUUACAAACCACUGACUCAACUACAUGAGCCCAAAGUAUGGUUUAAGGCUUUAUCCAAGCAUGCCGUAAGUAAUACGAGAAACAGUUAUUGAAGUCAGUACAGUGCCAGGCUGCGAUGUGGAGAUCAGUGUGGACCUGUGUUUUUAUCAGCCUAUUACAGUCUCAAGUGUAACUCUUGGUGAUCUGCAUCGUUUAUUAGAUGAUCGAUUUUAUUUGUGCUGCUCGCGAUCGGUGAGUUGUAGCACCAGUCGAUUUUGAUCAUCAUCUCUUUCAUGACUUGACUGCGUGUCCGAUUUGAGCUGACAUGAGAAAAUCUGACACCCUCUGACACUGCUCGCCCAAAAACAGUGCCUAGGGACGUUGAUCAUUCCCCAGUGUUAACAGCUGAAACAGUACCUAGGGACGUUGAUCAUUCCCCAGUGUUAACAGCUGAAACAGUGCCUAGGGACGUUGAUCAUUCCCCAGUGUUAACAGCUGAAACAGUGCCUAGGGACGUUGAUCAUUCCCCAGUGUUAACAGCUGAAACAGUGCCUUUCUUUUUAAACUGCGUGUCAAAUUCAGAAUGUGUCUUGGUCUAGGGGAGAUGGACUGGAUAGGGAAGUGUUGGAGAGGACCUGGGAUGAGACAGACCCACACAGAAGGAACCCACAGCAAAACUCAAAUAGGAAUCUGAAACAUGCACACUUUGUCAGCCCUUGAGCAGUCAGCCCUGAUACUCUGCAGUUAAAAUCUGAUCUUAAUAAACACAGGUUAUGCCAUUCAUCUAUUGACUGCCAGGCUCUAUGCAACAGCUGAGGCACCCUGCCUGAUACUUUAACUAGUACAGGACUAGAUAACAUUACAAAACAAUAUGCAUUUAUGUGCUUCUUUCAAAACUGCCAUGUGUGAGACAGAACCGGAAUGGAAUUAUUAAUUAAUUAACCCCUGUUCAAAUAUUGGACCUAAAAUUCUACAUCCCCUCCCGAAGGCAGAGCAACAUUUGUCGGGCAGAUAAACCAGCCCGCUGCUGUCCAGUCUAUCUCUCCUGGACUGUCUCACCUGUCAGGGGCUCAUCACAUGGCAGUCACUCAGAUUCAUUCCUGUACAGAGCAUGUGCCUGCUGUUGGUGAUUGAAUAUCAUACGCAUUUGUACACUGUGGUGCUUUCCUUCUUCUGUGUGAAUACAGUGUGUAAUACAAUAAUAAAGAAUAAAUAACACUUGGCAAAGA
Messenger RNA from Polyodon spathula (Mississippi paddlefish), 5285 nucleotides. RefSeq names its product CD81 antigen-like. The transcript has 8 exons. The coding region runs from base 121 to 849 and encodes 242 amino acids. Lineage: Eukaryota; Metazoa; Chordata; Actinopteri; Acipenseriformes; Polyodontidae. The record is from RefSeq and is a predicted model, not a curated record. Gene Ontology annotation, cellular component: membrane.